Messenger RNA from Trichomycterus rosablanca, 2382 nucleotides. Its product is annotated as protocadherin gamma-A11-like. Gene Ontology annotation, molecular function: calcium ion binding. Gene Ontology annotation, cellular component: plasma membrane. The transcript has a single exon. The record is from RefSeq and is a predicted model, not a curated record. The coding region runs from base 1 to 2382 and encodes 793 amino acids. Gene Ontology annotation, biological process: homophilic cell-cell adhesion. Lineage: Eukaryota; Metazoa; Chordata; Actinopteri; Siluriformes; Trichomycteridae.
AUGGAACGAAGAGGACGCGCAUCAUGGCGGGAGCGCCACACACAAUUUAUCCUUGUAGCAGUUUUGCUGGCCUUUGAAAAAGCCGUUUCGGAGCAUAUACGAUGGUCUUUUACCGAGGAGCAGAACCACGGAGCCUUGGUUGGAAAUAUUGCAAAGGAUAUACAUAUUGACCCAAUUGUCUUAAAACAGCGAGGAUGUCGUAUUGUAACAGCGUCGGGAGAGUCAAUGUUUAAUAUAAAUCAAGAUGAUGGAGGGUUGUAUGUGAACGACAAAAUUGACAGAGAGGAGAUUUGCGACGGAGGCGGCAACUGUUUAAUAAAUAUAAAAAUUGCUCUUGAAAAUCCACUAGAGAUUCACUACGUAUCUGUUGAAAUUCUAGACAUAAACGACAACGCUCCGAGUUUUAUUCAGAAAGAGAUACAUUUAGAGAUAUGGGAGUCUGCCUUACCAGGUACUCGAUUCCAGCUCCAGGCAGCUCACGACCCGGAUAGUGCCAGUAAUUCAAUUCAAAGUUAUAAGCUGAGUCACAACGAUUAUUUUCGCCUAGAAGUCAAAAAUCGUGAAGAUGGUAAAUUUCCUACUUUGAUUUUACAAAAGCAGUUAGAUAGAGAAGUUGCAAAGGAAAUUAACCUACUAAUAACUGCGCUAGAUGGCGGGAAACCACCGAGAUCAGGAACAACUGGCAUAAUCAUAAAUGUGUUAGAUAUUAAUGACAAUGCACCGGUUUUUACUGAAGAUGUUUAUACUGUUAUGGUGAAUGAAAAUAUACCUAUAGGCACGACAUUAAUGCAGGUAAAUGCCACAGAUUUGGAUGAGGGUUCCAAUGGGGAGAUCGUUUAUUCAAUAGGUAAUGUAAAUAACAAACUGCGAGAAUUUUUUGAAAUACACCCAAACACUGGCGAAAUUAUCGUGAGGGGUCAGUUAGAUUUUGAGGUUAAAGAUAAAUAUGAGAUCGAUAUUCAAGCAUCUGACAAAGGAUUUGUACCAAUGACAACAGAUAAAACUGUAACAAUAAAGAUUGUAGAUGUAAAUGACAACGCGCCGGAGAUAGAGGUGACAUCACUUUCAAGUGUUAUAUCGGAAGAUUCCAGAUCUGGCACCACAGUUGCUUUAAUUAGUGUGACUGAUUUGGACUCGGGAAUAAACGGAAAAGUUUCUUGUUUAGUACCGAAUGACAUGCCUUUUAAGUUAAUUCUAUCAACACAUGAUCGUGUUUACUCAUUGGUAACAGCAUCGUCGCUUGAUAGAGAAACUGCAUUUGAAUACGAUAUUACAAUACUUGCAAAAGACGCAGGAGAGCCGUCGCUGUCCUCAAUAAAAAUUAUAAAUGUACAGGUAUCAGAUGUAAACGACAACACUCCAGAGUUUUUACUUUCCCCAUACACUUUUUAUGUAAUGGAAAACAACCUCCCUGGCACGUCUUUACUUUCGGUAUCUGCUUUCGAUCGAGAUUCUGGUAAAAACGCUGUGAUCAGCUAUCAGAUAUGGAGACACAACCUUAAGCAGUAUACCUAUGAAUCUUUUGUAAGUGUAAAUUCUGAAAAUGGCCAAAUAUAUGCGCUUAAGAGUUUUGAUUUUGAAACAAUAAAAACGUUCCAGUUUCUUGUUGUAGCUACUGAUUCUGGAACUCCGUCACUUAGUAGUAACGUGACAGUGACUGUAUUCAUUCUAGAUCAGAACGACAACGUUCCAGUGAUUCUAUAUCCAGUCAGUGCUAACAGUUCUGCUGAAGGUGUGGAGGAGAUUCCUCGUAAUGUAAACGCAGGAUAUACAGUGACUAAAGUAAGAGCCUACGACGCAGAUAUAGGAUACAAUGGCUGGUUAUUGUUUUCCCUGCAGAAAGUGAGUGACCACAGUCUUUUUGGUUUGGACCGCUAUACAGGUCAAAUAAGAACACUUCGUUCAUUCACAGAGACAGACGAAGCCGAACAUAAACUAGUCGUCCUGGUCAAAGACAAUGGCAACGUUUCACUUUCAGCUACAGCGACUAUGAAGAUAAAAGUUCUGGAUCCCAAAGAAGCUUUUGCAGCUGACGAUGUAAAAACUACAGUUAAAAAUGAUGAAAAAAAUAACGUAACACUGUAUUUGAUGGUUACACUGGGACUGGUUUCAUUGCUUUUUGUUAUCAGUUUAAUUGUGCUAAUUAUAAUGCAGUGCUCCAACUCUACAGACUAUUCAUCCGAAUAUCUGCAAGAUUUAAAGUAUGACGGGACAUUAUGUCACAGCAUCCAGUACAGAUCCGGAGAUAAACAAUACAUGUUAGUUGGGCAUAGAAUGAGUGCCGGUUCUACUUUAGGUUCUAGUAGUAAUGCAAAUACUCUAGUGGUACCAGAUCGCAGAAGAGCUUCUGGAGAGGUAAGAGCUAUUUCUAAGUCAUGUUAA